This is a messenger RNA of Acaromyces ingoldii, 1114 nucleotides long. RefSeq names its product sure-like protein. NCBI's taxonomy places the organism in Eukaryota, Fungi, Basidiomycota, Exobasidiomycetes, Exobasidiales, Cryptobasidiaceae. The transcript has 3 exons. The record is from RefSeq and is a predicted model, not a curated record. The coding region runs from base 56 to 1021 and encodes 321 amino acids. Gene Ontology annotation, molecular function: nucleotidase activity.
GGGGACGCGACGAAGAUCGGCGGUAGGCUGUCGACAGGGGCUGCAGUGUGCAAGGAUGAUGGUGUUUCUCCGGCUUGCGACGUUGCUGCUCGUGUCGACCGUGCUCGCUGCACCCGCGUAUGCACUCAAGAUCCUGAUCGGAAAUGAUGACGGUUUUGGUACCGCCAACAUCCGGGCUCUCUAUCAUGCCGCCAAGCAGGCCGGACACGAUGCCUUGAUCGCUGCACCCGUGGACAAUCAAAGUGGGACAGGCGCGACACGUCGGGAGCCCAAGCCGCUGCAAAAGGACGGUGGGUUCGGUCUUGUGAAGGCUGGCUCGCCCGCCGAAGGGCACGAUGCCAAAGACGAUCACGUCUGGUACGUCAACUCCACGCCUGUUUCGAGCAUCGCGUACGGUCUCGAGGAGCUCUGUCCACGAUACUUUGGCAGCAAGCCCGACCUUAUUCUCUCAGGAACGAAUCAGGGCAACAACGUUGGACUUAGUAUCUAUUGGAGUGGAACGUACAAUGUCGCUCGAUAUGCCGUCGAGCAAGGUAUUCCUGCAAUCGCAUUCAGUGCUGGGAACCUCACCGAGCGAGCAUACACCGAGCUUGGCGGGCCCGAAGACCAGGCCAACAUCUAUGCUGCAUACGCCUUUCAGGUCGUCGAUCAGCUCCUACUGCAUCAGCAACAACAGAGGCACCAACAGUCCGACGUUCAUCACAUGCUCCUUCCCGAGUCAACUGGUCUCAAUGUCAAUUUCCCUUCGGCACCGAAGAGGGGCUGCCGGGCGGAAGACACACGCUUCGUGCUCACAAGACUCUUGGCUAACCUUGAAAGGAAUCCGGAUGCUUGCACCUGCGGCCAGCAGCGAUCAAAGGGCUGCAAGCUGCCGAGAGAAAGCAGCGUCAUUCGUGGCGAUAAUGGCUGCACCAACACGAUCAGUCUUUUCGCUCCGACGACUUUCAGCCCCGAUGCCAGCGCGUAUGAGCAGGAGCAGCUCCUCGAGACGCUCAGUGGCUUCGUCUCGUGUCUCGAUUGAAGCCGCUGUUCUAGACUUACUACCGGACACUCUCGCAAAUGGGCACAGAUGGACCAUUUUGUCGCUAUUUCUCUGAUAGAUUAGAUGGCAUGU